Messenger RNA from Fraxinus pennsylvanica, 2772 nucleotides. The record is from the annotation of a GenBank genome assembly. Lineage: Eukaryota; Viridiplantae; Streptophyta; Magnoliopsida; Lamiales; Oleaceae.
AUGGGAGCUGAUAUACACUGUGUGAAGGGGCAGCCUCAAAGGAUUCUUUUGGAUACAGAUAUGGAUACCGAUGAUUUCUUUGCACUUUUGUACCUCUUGAAGCUCAAUAGAUCAGAACUGGAUUUGCAGGCUAUUACUAUUAACGCAAAUGCAUGGACUGAUGCUGGACAUUCUGUGAAUCAUGUUUACGAUAUUCUUUACAUGAUGGGGCGUGACGACGUUGUCGUUGGAGUGGGAGGUGAGGGUGGAAUACUUGAAGAUGGUACCAUACUGCAGAAUGUUGGUGGAUAUCUGCCUAUAAUUGAACAGGGGAAUGGUACAGCAGGUUAUUGUAGAUACAGACAAGCCAUUCCAGUAGGUCCUGGAGGAAGAUUAGAUAAGGAUACAGACUUUGGCUUUCGAAAAAGCUUUCUUCCACAGGGCAGAAGGAAGUAUUCACCUCUAAGGCAGCCCACUGCACAGGAAGUAAUGAUAGAGAAAAUUUCUGCUGGUCCAAUCACUGUACUUAUCAUUGGAGCACAUACAAAUUUUGCUAUAUUUCUUAUGAAUAAUCCAAAUUUAAAGAAAAACAUUAAGCACAUUUAUGUCAUGGGUGGUGGUGUGAGAUCGAAAAACCCAACUGGUUGCAAGGCCCUCUCAGCAAGCCAAAGUCGGCAAUGUGGAGACCAUGGCAAUCUGUUCACCGCUUACACUAGCAAUCCUUAUGCAGAAUUCAAUAUUUAUGGAGAUCCCUUUGCUGCAUAUCAGGUGAUUCAUUCUGGAAUCCCAGUUACUCUUGUUCCCUUGGAUGCCACAAACACCAUCCCAAUAACUCGUGAUUUUUUCGAAGCCUUAGAGAAGAAUCAGCAUACUUAUGAGGCACAAUACUGCUUCAAGUCUUUGAAAAUGGUUCGUGAUACUUGGGUUGGUGAUAAUUUUUACAAGAGUUAUUUUAUGUGGGAUUCAUUUACAUCAGGUGUAGCUACUUCAAUAAUGCGUAACAGACAAAACCAAAAUGGAGAGAACGAAUUUGCUAAGGUGGAGUAUAUGAACAUCACAGUUAUUACCUCAAAUAAGCCUUAUCAAAUAUCUGAUGGUUCAAAUCCAUUCUUUGAUGGCCUGAAAGUUCCUAAAUUCAACUUAAAGAGAAAUGGAGUUCAUAGUGGUCAUGUUCAGACUGGAAUUCGAGAUCCAUUUUGCCUAGUAAAGAAUGGAAAGGGCAGAUGCAUGGAUGGCUAUACAACAGAAAUUUCUGGUCCAGAAGCAGCGCAUGUGCUUGUUGCUGUAAGAGCGAAGCCUAAUAGCCAUAAUAACAGCUCAUUAAACAGAGAAUUUUUUAAAAGCUUUCUUGAUGUCUUAAACCGACCCGAACAAUGUGGAAGAUUCAAUUUUACUGCACAAUCUCUUCAUUAUGAAGAAAUUUUCUACAAACCAGAUUUCCGGGGCAAGCGACUUGGGAAGAAUAUUGUUUUUGACAUGGAUAUGAGUGCAGGAGACUUUUUAUCUCUCUUUUAUCUGCUCAAAUUACCUGUGGAAAUAAUUAAUCUCAAGGCGAUACUAGUAAGUCCAAAUGGAUGGGCAAAUGCAGCAACAAUAGAUGUUCUCUAUGAUUUGCUGCAUAUGAUGGGGCGUGAUGAUAUACCAGUUGGUCUUGGAGAUAUGUUCGCACUCAACCAAUCUGAUAAACUUUCCCCUGCUGUUGGAGACUGCAAGUACCAUAAAGCUAUCACUCAUGGUAGUGGUGGCUUUCUCGAUUCUGAUAAUCUAUAUGGUCUGGCUCGUAAUUUGCCUCGAAGCCCUCGGAGAUAUACAGCAGAAAAUUCAGUGAAAUUUGGUGCUCCUCGAGACACAGAUCACCCUGAACUCAGACAGCCUCUGGCUCUGGAGAUAUGGGGAUCAGUAGUAAAAUCACUUGAUGCAGGAUCUAAAGUUACCAUUUUAACCAAUGGUCCUUUAACUAAUAUAGCGAAAAUUCUUCUUUCAGACAAGAAUUUGAGCUCUCCAAUCCAGGAUAUAUUUGUAGUUGGGGGCCAUAUCAUUAACCACGAAAGUGACAAAGGAAAUGUCAUCAACAUUCCUUCAAAUGAAUAUGCAGAACUCAACAUGUUUCUUGAUCCUUUGGCGGCAAAAGUGGUUUUUGAUUCGGCUCUCAACAUCACACUCAUUCCUCUUAGCGUCCAGCGAAAGGUUAGCAGAUUUGGUAAAAUUCUGGAAAGGCUUUACUUGACAAAGAAGACACCUGAAAGCAAAUUUGCCUGGCGUUUGCUGUCAAGAUUGCAUCGGUUGAAAAUAACAAAUUCUAGAUAUCAACAUAUGGACACAUUUUUGGGAGAAAUUCUUGGUGCAGUAAUCUUGGCAGGUGACCGUUUCACUCUGAAGACAACAUUUGAAAGUAGGCCUAUCAGAGUUUUGGCAACCGGUAUCGACUCUGAAGAUGGACAGAUGAUUAUUGAUCAAAAUCAUGGCAAUUCAGUGAAAGUAUUGGAUGAUGUCAAUCCUUUUUCUUUUUACGAUGUUUUUGCAAAUCAGCUCGGGGACGAAAGGCAAUCUGCCAUUGUUGGAAGCUUUGAAGAACAGAGAAGAAUUUGGAAUACACCACGAAGCACCACUCUACCACCAUCCAACUCCCCUCGCUACCCUCACCACCUCUCUAAUCCUAAACCCACUCAAACUUUUCUCUCACAGAAAAAAAUGCCAGGCUAUGAGGCUAUCUCCACCACCCACCCUCCAGCAUGGUGCGGCGCCACCUUGUCAAACUUAGAGACCGGGACGGAUCCAGGAUUAAGCAGCUAG